AUGCUGGGUCUGAUACGACAACAGCUUCAGCUCACAGGCAAGCGGCUAAGGUUACGGCGACGGCAAGUGACGAAGAGACGAAGACGAGUAGUAGUAGCAGCGAAGAAGGUGGACAGAAAAACGGAAAAGAAUGUCGAGAUCCGUCGUGAAGGCGGGGGAGGCGCGAUGAUUCUCCGGAUGAAGACAAUGACACCGAUAGAGGAGUUCGGAGAAUGA
This is a messenger RNA of Strongylus vulgaris, 216 nucleotides long. The record is from the annotation of a GenBank genome assembly. NCBI's taxonomy places the organism in Eukaryota, Metazoa, Nematoda, Chromadorea, Rhabditida, Strongylidae.